AUGGCCUUCUCCGCUAAACCCUACUGCUCCACCACCACCAAACCGCCCACCCCCACCACCCACCUCUCCCCCUCCCUCUCCGUCCGCGCCGCCGCCUCCGCCCGCGCUCCGCGCUCCGCCCAUGGCCUCUCCGCAGCCGCCGCCGGCAAGUCGACCCCCAGCAUCUUCCGCCUCCGCGCGUUUGCCCAGCGCAUCCGGGCGUCGCAGCAGCAGCAGCGGCGGCGGCCCGAGUACGUGCCGAACCGCAUCGACGACCCAAACUACGUGCGCAUCUUCGACACCACGCUCCGCGACGGGGAGCAGUCCCCCGGCGCCACCAUGACGAGCGCCGAGAAGCUCGUCGUCGCGCGCCAGCUGGCCCGCCUCGGCGUCGACAUCAUCGAGGCGGGCUUCCCGGCCUCCUCCCCCGACGACCUCGACGCCGUGCGCUCCAUCGCCAUCGAGGUCGGCAACCCGGUGGAGGAAGGCGCCCACGUGCCCGUCAUCUGUGGCCUCUCGCGGUGCAAUAAGAGGGACAUCGACGCUGCCUGGGAGGCCGUCAGGCACGCGCGCAGGCCCCGGAUCCAUACCUUCAUCGCCACCAGCGAGAUCCACAUGCAGCAUAAGCUUAGGAAGACGCCCGAGCAGGUCGUCGCCAUUGCCAGGGAGAUGGUGGCGUAUGCACGCAGCCUCGGGUGCCCCGAUGUCGAAUUCAGCCCCGAGGAUGCCGGCAGGUCAAAUCGAGAAUUCCUGUAUCAUAUACUGGAGGAAGUCAUAAAAGCUGGGGCAACAACUCUUAAUAUCCCAGACACUGUCGGAUACACUCUUCCUUAUGAAUUUGGGAAGUUGAUUGCUGACAUAAAGGCAAACACUCCUGGAAUUGAAAAUGCUAUCAUUUCCACUCAUUGCCAGAAUGACCUUGGUCUUGCGACUGCCAACACAUUAGCGGGCGCUCGUGCAGGAGCACGACAGUUAGAAGUGACUAUUAAUGGUAUUGGUGAAAGAGCUGGAAAUGCUUCGUUGGAAGAGGUUGUCAUGGCAAUUAAAUGUCGUGGGGAGCUCUUAGAUGGUCUAUAUACGGGAAUCAAUUCCCAACAUAUUACUUUGACAAGCAAAAUGGUACAAGAGCACAGUGGACUUCAUGUACAACCGCAUAAAGCUAUUGUUGGUGCCAAUGCCUUUGCUCAUGAAAGUGGAAUUCAUCAGGAUGGGAUGCUUAAAUAUAAAGGAACAUAUGAAAUAAUAUCGCCUGAUGAUAUUGGUUUAACACGUGCAAAUGAAUUUGGUAUUGUUCUUGGGAAACUCAGUGGAAGGCAUGCAGUGAGAUCUAAGCUAGUGGAGCUUGGAUAUGAAAUCAGUGACAAGGAAUUUGAAGAUUUCUUUAAACGCUACAAAGAGGUCGCAGAGAAGAAAAAGCGUGUAACUGAUGAAGACAUAGAAGCGUUAUUGUCAGAUGAGAUAUUCCAGCCUAAGGUUAUUUGGUCCCUUGCUGAUGUACAGGCAACAUGUGGAACACUUGGCUUAUCUACAGCAACUGUGAAACUGAUAGCACCAGAUGGAGAGGAGAAAAUAGCAUGUUCAGUUGGAACAGGUCCAGUUGAUGCAGCUUACAAGGCUGUUGACCAAAUAAUCCAGAUUCCAACUGUCCUCCGAGAAUAUGGUAUGACUUCAGUCACAGAAGGCAUUGACGCAAUUGCGACAACUCGAGUGGUUGUCACCGGAGAUGUGACCAACAACUCCAAGCAUGCCUUGACUGGUCACUCUUUCAACCGCUCCUACAGCGGGAGCGGGGCAGCAAUGGACAUCGUUGUGUCCAGCGUCAGAGCUUACCUGAGUGCCCUGAACAAGAUGUGCAGCUUUGCUGUUGUUGCGAAAGCCAGCAGCGAGUGUGGUGAUUGUGCUGUUCUUUUUUUUGGGAAGAUAGCCCCUUUAGCUUAG
Molecule: messenger RNA, 1917 nt
Organism: Miscanthus lutarioriparius
Lineage: Eukaryota; Viridiplantae; Streptophyta; Magnoliopsida; Poales; Poaceae
Source: the annotation of a GenBank genome assembly